Rhea pennata is the source of this 1539-nucleotide messenger RNA. RefSeq names its product acrosin binding protein (gene ACRBP). NCBI's taxonomy places the organism in Eukaryota, Metazoa, Chordata, Aves, Rheiformes, Rheidae. Bases 1 to 1539 code for a protein of 512 amino acids. Gene Ontology annotation, molecular function: protein binding. The transcript is spliced from 10 exons. Gene Ontology annotation, cellular component: acrosomal vesicle; nucleus. The record is from RefSeq and is a predicted model, not a curated record.
AUGCUGAGACUCCCCUCCCUGAUGGGGGUGCUGAUCUGGCUGCUGCCAUCUGCUGCUCCACCAGUCCCUUUUCCAGGCAGCCCUCUGUCCGACAGUGAGUACCAGGUCUUCUUCUCCAACCUGAGGCCCUCCUGGAAGGCACAUGUUGCCUGUGAGCUACGACACGCCCAUGGCUGCCUCAGUCCUGAAGUCCUGCAACAGGACCUGCAGGAGAACCAUGGCCAGAUCCCUGAAGGGCCUGUCUGCUCUGAUUUUCCAGAGGCACUGUGGUUUCAGACCUUCUGCCAGUUUGCCCAGUACCGCUGCUCCAACCGCAAAUUCUACAUGAAGCGAACCCUAUGUCCAAGUUUGUCUCCUCCAAAAGACCAUCUUGUCCAGGCAGAGCGAUCUCAUGCUGUGGGCUCUCGGGCGAAGGAUGGAAGCCUCCCUGCAAAAUCAGCUCUGGGGCAGCCUUCGCUUUUGCACAUUGACGCCCAUCUGCACUCCAACGUGGACACUCUCCUGAAGUACUCCUACGCGCUGUCGAGUCAGAAACCAGUGGCUAAGCACCUCCCUUCUGCCAUGGCAGUGGCCCAGGUUGUCCCCUGGAAUGGGGGGCUGCUCCCUGUGCCUCCACGAAGCCCGCCAGUCCCAGCUGCCCCUGCAAACUUGCCUCCCAAGCUGAGAGCCCGUGCCCAGGCUGGCAGAGUCUGGGACUACCGCCUGCAGCACAGCAUCCAGCAGCUGAACAGCUUGAUCUUCUCGCUGGAGACGUCGCUGAGCACAGAGGCCCCUUCACAGGCCUCCGGCAUCAAGGCGGAGCAGGGCAGUGCAUCCAGCGGCGCUGAGGAGAGGGUACAGGAAACGGCCUCCGGCGGCAGCCUUUUAGCUCUGGAGAAGAACAAGGCAGUGAUGAUCCUCUGCCGUGCAAUGUUGGAAGGAAACUGUAUCUCAUCAGUAGUCACCCAGGCCUGGAAACAAAUGGAAGAAAGAGCCCUUGGGCUUGGAGAGUCGGUGUGUGAUAGCCUUGGGCGGCACCACAUGGACCUGUGCCCUGACUGCGCUUUCUGCUCGCUGAAGAGGGAGCAGUGCCAGAACAUCACCAACCUGAGACGUGUUCAUUGCAGGACAGGCAAUUUUACUGCCUACAUCAACCCCCAGAUCUCAGCCCAGUAUCAGGCAGGCAACCAGGACAGCUCCACGAAGCCCGUAGAGUACUAUGCCCUCAAUGUUUACAGCGGGUCGAAUGCAGAGUACUGGUGCGGCCACUUGGGCAUCCACGGCUGCGAUGAUCCUCAUGUAGCCCUCUGGCUGCAGGCAGAAUACACUUCCUUUCCAGCUGUGGACACUCCGAGCCAGAUCUGUGACUCAGAUGGAGUUCAGCACCCUAGUUACUGUGCAUUCAAGAGCCACCAAUGCCUGCAACACAGCCUCCACAACCAAAGGGUAUCUCGCCUUGGCUGCCACCGGAACAAGACUUACCAGGUGCUGAGUGAGGAAGAAGGAAAGGAGGAGGUGCUCCUGUGGCACCAGUGGUUCCUCAGUCUCACUGAGCAAUAA